UCAGUUUUGCAAGUGCCAGCCUCAGAUGCAGAUGAUCCGACUUACGGGAGCAGCGCCAAGAUAGUUUACAGCAUCCUGGAGGAACAGCCCUACUUCUCUGUUGACCACAAGACAGGUAUCAUCCAUACUGCGAUGUCCAAUAUGGACCGUGAGACCAGGGACCACUAUGCUGUGGUGAUCCAGGCCAAAGACAUGGCAGGCUCAGUCGGAGGACUGUCUGGAUCUACUACUGUCAACAUCACCCUCACUGACGUCAAUGACAACCGUCCAAAGUUUCCUCAGAAGAGCUACCAGCUAUAUGUACAAGAGCUGGCUCCAGUAGGGAAGGUAGUAGGUCGGAUCAGAGCCAACGAUGAAGAUGAAGGGCAGAACGCUGAGAUGAGCUACAGCAUCACAAAUGCCGACACAGCUGCCAUCUUCACCAUCACCACUGGUGCUGACCGCAGGGAGGGAAUCAUUUCACUCAAGCAGCCUCUGAACUAUGAGAAGAGAAAAGAUCACACUCUCAACAUUGAAGGCUCCAACACUCAUCCAGACCCCCACUUCUCCCACCUGGGGCCAUUUAAGGAUUCCACAUCACUGCGAGUCAUUGUGGGUGAUGCAGAUGAGCCUCCUGUCUUCUCCAUGGAUUACUACAUUAUGGACAUGUAUGAAAACUCACCUGCUGGUACCCAGGUUGGCACUGUAACUGCUGUGGACCCUGAUAGUACCAACAGUGCUGUCCGGUACUUCAUAGAAAACAAAGAGGAAAGAUCUUUGUAUUUUAUCAUCGGGGUGAACAGUGGCAUCAUCAGGAAUACUCAGGUUCUGGACCGGGAGGAGACUGCGUGGCAUAACAUCACUGUGAUGGUUGCAGAGGUUGGUAACCCUCAUAUGGUGAGUCACGUUCUAGUCACUAUCCAGGUCCUAGACAUCAAUGACAACAUUCCAGCCAUCUCUGGGAGCAACAGUGCUGUCAUAGUGUGUGAGAGCACCAAAAAUGGGCAGGUAAUUCAGACCAUCCGAGCAGCAGAUCUGGACAACUUUGCAAAUGGAAGGUUUUCCUUCUAUGUGCCAACUGGGCUCCCAGCCAGACCCAAUUUUACUGUGAAAGACAACGGAGACAACACUGCCAGUAUAAUAUCUCAUAAGCGUGAGGGCUUCAGCCCGGACAGAGACCAGGAGUUCUUUAGCCUGGUGCUGGUGGUAGCUGAUGGUGGGGAGCCUCCUCUCAGCAGCACUGCUACACUCUCCCUCAGAGUGUGUGUGUGUCAGAGGAACAGCAGAGGGCGUAACAGAAACAUCUGUCAGGCCCAGGCCUUCCUGUCUUCAGCUGGUCUCAGCACUGGGGCGUUUGUGGCCAUAUUAUUGCUUUGUAUUGUCAUAUUACUUGCCAUAGUGAUGCUAUUCACCCAGCUACGAAAUAAGAAAGCAAGCAAGGAGCCAUUGAUUCUCUCUGAAGAGGACAUCCGAGAAAACGUGGUGACCUAUGACGACGAGGGAGGCGAAGAGGAAGACACAGAGGCCUUUGAUAUUGCUGCACUUCGAUAUUCUCAGCCAUCUGAACCUCGAAAGGAAGAUCCAAACCUACCUUGGCUACGGACCAAGCCCAUACAAAGAGGAGGAUGA
Molecule: messenger RNA, 1608 nt
Organism: Cyclopterus lumpus (lumpfish)
Lineage: Eukaryota; Metazoa; Chordata; Actinopteri; Perciformes; Cyclopteridae
Product: cadherin-18-like
Exons: 9
Coding region: 133-1608 (491 amino acids)
Biological process (GO): cell morphogenesis; adherens junction organization; homophilic cell-cell adhesion
Cellular component (GO): catenin complex; adherens junction; plasma membrane
Molecular function (GO): cadherin binding; calcium ion binding
Source: RefSeq, a predicted model, not a curated record